GCCUUCUGUAGAUUUGUAAUCGGCCGUCUACACCAGGGUAAAGUCUUCUCUCUGAGGCAGCUCAUGGGAGGGAAAAUAAACCAGAAGUUUUAAGAUACAGAAGGAAGGAGAAAGAAGAAAAGAGAGAACUGUCUUCAAACCACAGUUUGUUUCAGGUUAUAUGAGCACUUCAUACAAUCAUGGCAUCGGCAGCUACGCCAAAAAGGAUGGUUUCCUCCAUCUUCAUCACUUUAACGUCUCCUCAGCGAGCCACUGGGACAGAGCAGCAACCCCCUCUCCAAGCGCAACAUGCCAUCGCAAGAGACAAGCAGCACACUGCUCAAAGACUCAGCUCAGCUGACAACGUACCUGUGCACAGAAAUAAGAAAGAGGACUCAUACAGUUAUGUAAACAGUAAAGGCUGGUUUCAUGGAGGGGCCCCAGAGGAAAGCUCUGACCCUCCGAGUCCCAAACUUGCCCAAACUGAACCCACUAAAGCACAGCUGCAAAAAGACAAAGACAAGAAAAGGACGGGUUCGCCAGAGCUCCUUCCUCCUCAUCUUCCUUCUGAUGGAAUGCCUCCAUCUUUGGGAGUGUUGCUUUCUGAAGAAUCAGCACUCCCACCACCUCCCCCACCUGGGAUACCUUUCCUCCAGUCUCUGAGCCCACUCCAACAGCCAGUUUCCAGCAGAGAGAUGGGAACCAGCACACCAUCAAGUUGGUUAAACCAAGAAGAACAAACCCGUUGGUUUAAAAAAACCAGCCAGGACACAUGCAGAGAGAGUGAAGAUUUGUGCGGCUUUUGUCGCAAACCCAUUGCUUUUUCUGAACCUGCAAUAGAGGCCUUAAACAGGACUUACCAUGACAGCUGCUUCCAGUGUAGAUCCUGUAACAUUUCUCUGGCUGGUAAAUGCUUCUACAACAAAGCAAAGAUUCCUUUCUGUGAAGAAUGCUACCAGGCUAGUUUGGAACUUUGUUGGGCAUGUGGGGAGAUAAUCACAGAUCACUUAAUCCGUGCUUUAGAGCGACCAUACCAUCCUUCUUGUUUCACCUGCACAACAUGCAAGCGGCAAAUUGGAGAGCUAGCUUUUGCUCAAGGAGAUGUUGGAGAAAUAUACUGCCUUCCAGACUAUUACAGGAAAUAUGCACCAAGGUGUAAUGCCUGUAACCAGCUAAUCAUCCCAAAAGAAGAUGGUACUGACAGUUACACUGUUGAAUGUCUGGGACGCUCUUACCAUGAAAACUGCUACAGAUGUGAGGUCUGUGGCAUUGAGUUCUCCGAUGAACACAGCUGCUAUCCUUUAGAUGGGAAACUGCUUUGCAAAUCUUGCCACACAAAUGUGGUUUCUGAGCAGUAACAUCUGCCUUACAACUUCAGACAAACUCCAAGCAAGGGAAAAGGAGAAGCUGCCACAAGCCGUUCAGCCCAACAAGAAACUGUGAUGUGCAUUUUGAAAAAAGUGUACAAAUGUCACAAUGCUUUCUUUUAAUAUAACAGUUAAUACUUUUACAACAUAUGUCUGAAGAUUCUCGUUUUGUACUUGAUUAAUUUUGCACUUGAGAAAAAAUGCACCAAACAUAUUUAUGCAAUUAACUUUACAAAAACUAUAUGACUAGAAUUAGUAUCAUCAGCCAUGUAACUCAAUCAACCAUGUAAAGUCAACUUUAGAUAAAGAAAGCAUUUAUAGAAAAGGAGACUAAUAUAUGAUAUCUCAAAGUAGACUCCAACAUAGAUUAUGUAACAUUUAUCAUAUGUUGCACAAACAGCACACCAUUAAUAAACAUGUUUAUUUCACAACAACAGCAGCAGUAGGUAAAGCAUACAGAAAAAACUCAAUGUAAUCAGGUGAAAUGCUACCCCCACUUAAUCUUUUGCUUAAAAAACACUAAACAAAAACAUACAAUUCAUGCUGAUCUAACCAUUUUAAAAUCCAUAAAGAUAAAGACUGGUAACCAUAUUAAAGUUCUUUAACAAUUAAAAAAACAUUCUUCUCACUUUGGGAUGAUUUAUGCUAACUUGUUUAGAAACUGUCUUAUAAUCCUUCUUAGUUUGAUGGUCAGCAAUAAUUCUCUAAGAAACUUUUCCUCAAUAGAUUCAUGUCAAUAUACUCCUGAAUGUUCCAGACCAUAGAGGUGGUCAUUCUUAAUCAAAUAAAUGGAGGCUACUACGUCCCCCCUUAACUCCUAUGGAUGCUGUAAGGGUGUAAUUAAUUUUUCACAUACUGCUUAAUUUUGGUUGUGUGUUUUUGUUCAAUAAAUAAUGACACUGA
This is a messenger RNA of Melanotaenia boesemani (Boeseman's rainbowfish), 2249 nucleotides long. It is a transcript of the gene fblim1, whose product is annotated as filamin binding LIM protein 1. The coding region runs from base 180 to 1337 and encodes 385 amino acids. Gene Ontology annotation, biological process: cell-cell adhesion. The record is from RefSeq and is a predicted model, not a curated record. Gene Ontology annotation, cellular component: stress fiber; focal adhesion. The transcript has 8 exons. Lineage: Eukaryota; Metazoa; Chordata; Actinopteri; Atheriniformes; Melanotaeniidae. Gene Ontology annotation, molecular function: filamin binding.